AGUAUAAAGAAAUCAACCAAUUUCAAUCGAGUAUUAGACUUUCCGUAAUCCCUCUACUUUUGUCUAUAAAACUUAAAACACAACAUCGAAAAAUUUCAUAAAGAUAAAAGUUUUACGGUAUAUUUCUUUUGGACAACCAAUCACAAAUAAUCAUAUAGUACACGCUUUAGUUUGAAACUUAAUACCAAAAGUUAGUAAGGUUAUGUAUUAACGUUGUUUGUUUAGAGAAAUGAGCGAUCAUAAUCAAUGUUGUGAUACGUUUGAUAACUUUGAAAAUGAAAUAUUUGAAAAUGAAAGUGUUAAAAAAAGUGAUGAACUACUCAUUGAUGCUGUGAGAGCAUAUCCACAUCUUUAUAACUACAAAGAUCCUAAUUUUAAAAAUCAUUUGAUGAAAAAAAAUUCGUGGAAAGAAAUAACCUUAACAGUAAAUAUACCAGUUUCUGAGUGUCAGAUCUGAUGGGUAAGAUUUCGUGAAAGAUUCGGAAAAGAAAAACGUCAAAGAGAGUUAGAUUUAAAGAAUGGCAAUGGAAUUAGUCAACGUAAUAUUUUCACAUAUUACGAAACUAUGUCAUUUCUGAAUGAUCGUAUUAAAAGAAGAAAAUAAGUUUAUGAAUAAAUAAUACAAAUCAAUGUUCUGCUUUACUGCUAUAUAUUUGAUAUCAAAUGUUAUACGUCUUCCUUAGAUCUUAUACAAAUGUCUUAAAUUUAAAACAUCCAAUCACAUACAUGUAUUUCAUUGUCUGAUUCUUCGUCCACAAAUAAAAAAGACGACCAAAAAAUGAAUCUUUCAAUGGAUAGUACAAUUAUUAAAAAUACAGAGUCUCCAAUCUUCAAAACUACCUCACAAUUCUCAAAUAUAACAGAUGAAAUACCAA
Molecule: messenger RNA, 875 nt
Organism: Vespula vulgaris
Lineage: Eukaryota; Metazoa; Arthropoda; Insecta; Hymenoptera; Vespidae
Product: transcription factor Adf-1-like
Exons: 2
Biological process (GO): regulation of transcription by RNA polymerase II
Cellular component (GO): transcription regulator complex; nucleus
Source: RefSeq, a predicted model, not a curated record